CAACAUAUGAGUGUCCAUUCGGGCGAAAGACCACAUUUGUGUGAUUACUGUACUAAAGCAUUCAAUCGAGCCGGAAACCUCAAGAGACAUAUGCUUAUCCAUACAGGGGAAAAACCAUAUGCGUGCGACAAUUGUUCAAAGGCGUUUCCGUAUGCUUCAGUUUUAAAGAAGCACAUGAGAGUUCAUACUGGCGAAAAACCGUAUUCGUGUGCGUGUUGUUCAAAAGCGUUUUCACUGCUUUCAUCUUUAGGAGUCCAUAUGAGAGUCCAUACGGGUGAAAAACCACAUUCCUGUGAUCAGUGCUCCAAGGCGUUUUCCACUGCUGGACACUUAAAGCGACAUAUGAUUGUCCACACUGGGGAAAAGAAGUAUUCCUGUGAACUUUGCUCAAAGUCAUUUUCUCUUAAAGAGAACUUGAAAACUCACAUGAGACUUCAUACUGGCGAAAAACCAUAUUCUUGUAAACAAUGCUCAAAGUCUUUUGCUGCUGCAGAGAACUUGAGACAACAUAUGAGAGUUCAUACUGGCGAAAAACCAUUUUGGUGCGACCUUUGCUCAAAGGCAUUUGCGCAAGCUUCUUACUUAAAAGAGCAUAGAAGAGUUCAUACUGGCGAAAAACCAUUUUCGUGCGAGUAUUGUUUGAAGGCGUAUUCUCAACAAUGUGACCUGAAGAGACAUAUGAGAAGCCAUGCUGGUUAA
This is a messenger RNA of Uloborus diversus, 699 nucleotides long. Its product is annotated as zinc finger protein 724-like. Gene Ontology annotation, cellular component: nucleus. The record is from RefSeq and is a predicted model, not a curated record. The transcript has a single exon. The coding region runs from base 7 to 699 and encodes 230 amino acids. Lineage: Eukaryota; Metazoa; Arthropoda; Arachnida; Araneae; Uloboridae.